Galdieria sulphuraria is the source of this 1595-nucleotide messenger RNA. RefSeq lists its product as uncharacterized. The transcript has a single exon. Lineage: Eukaryota; Rhodophyta; Bangiophyceae; Galdieriales; Galdieriaceae. Gene Ontology annotation, molecular function: glycosyltransferase activity. Gene Ontology annotation, cellular component: membrane. The coding region runs from base 16 to 921 and encodes 301 amino acids. The record is from RefSeq and is a predicted model, not a curated record.
UUUAGGAGUCAUAACAUGAAUGGAGUCUUAUCUUAUGCAAAGUUUCCAGAAACGGAAAGUUUGUUACGUGCCUGGAAGGGUUCCGAGAACCUUGUACCUAGAAUAGGUUUUUUGUUUUUGUCCAAAGAUGGCAUUGAAUUUGAAGAGUUGUGGAGGGCUUGGUUUCGGGGAAAUGAAGAGAAGGCUUUAGUGUUGAUACACUGUGAUAAAUGUACUGAUUCUGAGACCAGUGACUGGUUGAACGAGCAUCGCACUAGCGUUCAAGUAAACACUGCCUGGGGACAUCCCAAUUUGACAAAGGCUAUGAUUCUUCUUUUAAACGAAGCUUUUGCGCAAGACAGUGAUGGAAGGAUUGCAAAGGUUGUGUUUCUUUCUGAUAAAUGUGUGCCGCUGCAGAGUUUUGAUGGUUGCUACAGACUUCUUCUGUCCGAUCCUUAUUGUUGGUUACAUAGGACUGUGGAUCAACUUCCACAACUUGUAGAACUUCCUAAGGCAUCACAGUGGAUAGCCCUUAAUCGUGAUGCUUUAAUAGUUGCAAAGAAUUUUACUCUGUUUGAAUAUUAUUCUGAUAUGGUAUAUAUUCGCAAAGCUGCUGAGUGGAAUUUGUUGACAGACGAAUUUUAUUUUGCUAAUCUUCUUGUAGAAAAUCAAAUGUGGGUACAAAUUCAGAAUCGAACGAUGACUUGGCUUAAAUGGACAAACGGGAGCAGUCCUGUAACCUUCUCUUCAGUAGUUGAUCUUGAAAGUGUCAAGGAACUUUUGUUCCAAGCUAAACUCAACGGUGUACUUUUUGCCCGGAAAUUUUUACGGAGCACUAAUUACGAAGCUCUUGGACUACAUCAUGUGCCAUUUUUGGUCAACAAAUCUUCUAUAAGCUCUAUCCCGACUCCUUACAUCUCCAACGCAGGUAUUAUCAUAUAGCUCCUGUUGUUCGUGACUAGUUGUUCUUGGUGUUUCUUCAUUCUCUUCUAAACGCAACAAGAUAUGAAUGAGUCUAUCGUGAAACAACCAAAAUGUGCAUUUUUGGAAAUGGUUCAAACAAUUCAUUCAACUGCCACUUAUCCUUUAAAAAUCAGAGAAGAAAGCAUGGGAAUUCGUCUUCCUCCUAAUAAACGAUGGAAUAAAGGAUGGAUUGGACUACACUGUCGAAACGGACAGAAGAAGCUACUUGAAGAAUAGCUGCAAAGUCUGAAAACGAUUUUUUGAUCGGAUUUUACAUAGGUAUAACGCAUCAUUAGUCAAACUAAAAGUUUGUGGUCAAAGUAAUGGUCUUUGUGAAGAACCAAAGUCAACUACUGCACCCAACUCUACACAAAAUCAAUUCCUUGGUUUUGCAGAAUAAGUAGGCUGAUCUGGAAAUAUCCGUGUAAGGAAACUAAAGUGUUACAAGGACUAAAAGUUCAAACUCUCAACCGAUUCAUCAGACUGCGAUAGAACCACGGCCACUGUAACUUUUCCAACGGUGUUCUUUCUUAUCGCAGGCAGGUUGUCUAUCUAUCUAUCGACAAGUAUUUACACCAUUUCGUUGGUUUCCUAAAGUUACUCUACCCACUGUACAACAUCAUAUUUUAGAGCAGGGUGUGCCCUUUCUUAUU